AAAAAAAACAGUAAAAUACAUUUAAGAAAAAUAUAAGAUUUUAUAUCAGAAGUUCGUGUUAUAAAUAAUUUAAGACAUCCUAAUAUAGUAUUAUAUAUGGGAAUUUGUAUAUAAAACUCACAAUAUUAUAUGAUAACAGAAUAUUUAAACGAAGGCUCUUUAUUUGACCAUCUCCAUUGUUUAAACACUGAUUUUUCUUAAACAUAAAUAAUCAGAAUAUUAGAAGAUAUAGCCUUAGGAAUGAGAUAUUUACAUGGAAUAAAGGUCAUGCAUUGUGAUUUAAAAAGCUCUAAUGUCCUAAUAGACGAGAAUUGGAAUGUUAAAUUAUGUGACUUUGGUUUAUCUAGAAUAAAAUCGAAAUUAAAUAAAUAAAAAAAACAAUAAAAAGAAACUUUUUUAAUCGGGACGCCUUAAUGGAUGGCACCAGAAGUUAUGAGAAGAGAACCUUAUUAAGAGCAUUCUGAUGUUUAUUCCUUUGGGAUGAUUCUUUGGGAAAUGAUUAAUAAAUAAAUUCCUUAUAAAGGAAUGUCCCAUUAAUAAAUUUAUGGUACAGUAGGCUUCGAUGAUAAUUAUGAAAUUCAAAUUCCCAAAAAAGGAAUACCUAGAUAUUUAAAACUAAUGAAAUAAUGUUUAAAUAGAAAACCAGAAGAUAGACCGUCUUUUAAAAAAAUAGUUUAAGAAAUUUAAGAAACUAAAUAAUAAGAAAUUUAGGAUUUUGAAAAAA
Molecule: messenger RNA, 724 nt
Organism: Ichthyophthirius multifiliis
Lineage: Eukaryota; Ciliophora; Oligohymenophorea; Hymenostomatida
Product: kinase domain protein
Exons: 1
Biological process (GO): protein phosphorylation
Molecular function (GO): ATP binding; protein kinase activity
Source: RefSeq, a predicted model, not a curated record